This is a messenger RNA of Zootermopsis nevadensis, 3926 nucleotides long. RefSeq names its product leucine zipper putative tumor suppressor 2 homolog. The record is from RefSeq and is a predicted model, not a curated record. Lineage: Eukaryota; Metazoa; Arthropoda; Insecta; Blattodea; Termopsidae.
CCUGUGACCUGGUCACUACACCAUCGGCCUGCUCCAGCAGCGGUCUGGGCAGCGCCUCUAGCGGCAAUCACCAUCAGCACAGCUCUGAGGACGCCGACGCAUCACGACUGGCACCCCCGAAGAUCACACCGUACAGCGGAGUUCUCGGAAAGGGAAAGGUUGUCAUCCGACCAAUCGCCUUCAAGCCAGUUGCCAUGACGCCGGCGGCUCGUUUCACCAACUCUGGUGAACAUUAUGGGUCCACGCCCAUCCUGGCGCGUCCCGGGUCCCAACUCACGCUCUAUGGAAGCAGCAGCGACCUCAGGCAUUACCAUGGCAGCAAUUCAAAUUACUCUCUGGACCGGAAACUGUUGUCUUCUUCUACCUCAACAUCCUCAUCGCCGGCUCUAGCGAUGACGUCUCUGACGUCACUUCCACUGGCGUCGAGCAGAAAACUCGUCGGUUACGACAGCCUCGAAAAUGUUCGAAAGCCCCUUACCUCUGGCAUCUCGCACAACAACGGCAAUGGAAACAGUUCAAAGUCCUCUUCUUUCCGGGUGCUGUCUGGAGGCGAUGGCGGUAGUUUGUUGGAUCUAACGCCGUCACCUUCGGACUCCGGUGUUGCGGAACUGGAGGCUGCUCUCAGGGACCGCGACUCGGAGCUGGCCUACCUGCGUCAAACCAUGGAACACAAUGAGCAAGUUAUCUUCAGAGUUUAUCAGGAGAAGGAACGGCUGUGGGAGCGGGAACUUCGACGCAUGAAGACUGUGCAUGAGAACAGGUUGCGAGCAGGUGCACAGAAAGCCCUCAGACUGGAGCAAAUGCUCAUGAUGCAGACAUACCAGCGAGAAGAUGUCCAAGACUUGGGUCGCGCUCAGUUGCAGCAGGACAAGAACAGGCUUCGAGAGGAGGCCGAGAGAGCCACGCGGGAGGUUGGAGAACUGCGUCAAGAGGUGGACCUCCUUCGGGGUCGUCUGGAGGAGACAGAGUGGGGGCUCUGUCAGAAGACUGGAGAACUUUCGCUUCUGAAGGCACAGCUGAAGGACUCGCAGGGCGAGCAGACAACCAAGGGUCACGAGCUGCUUCACUUGCGUGGACAAUCACGAGAAUUGAAAACGGAAUUGGAACGACACGAGGCCGAAGCUACUGUACUCCGCCGACAGAUGAAGGAACGUGAUGAGGAAAUUGCUAGAUUGCAGCGACUCAUAGCAGAACUGGAGGAAACUAAUCUAGGCAGCAAACGUCGACAAGAUGAUUCCGACUCGGAGGUUCUGAGGUUGGAAACAGAGAUCAGCAGGUUGAAAGAACAGUUCGUUGAAGUAGGUUCUGCUAGCAAAUUGAAACUUGCAGCUAACGAGUUAGAAGUGGGUAAGUUGAGGGCGGACAUGUUACAGAUCGAGAAGGAGCUAAAAGUCGCUCAGGCAGUGGUUAAGUGUAGUCAUGGGACUUGCAAUCCCAAAACUCAACAAACUGAGAAAGUAGUAGCUCGACCGGACACUGAGUUGACGGAAUCUGGGACCGCCAAUACAGACGAGAGUAAUUUGAUGAACGGCGACCUGUGUCUGAUGAAGGAAGUGGAUCGACUUCGCGAAGAAUUAUCGGAGGAGAGAAAUGAGUUUGAGCGGGAGCGAGUUACGUGGGCCCAGGAGAAGGAAAAGGUACUCCGUUAUCAACGCCAGCUGCAGCUAAACUACGUGCAGAUGUUCAGACGUACUAGAACUCUGGAAACUGAGGUGGAGAGCCUCACUCUGGAGUUGGAACUCGAAACCAAAACGGGACGUUCCAGAAACAACCAUCCCGGCAAAAAACAACUGCCGGCUAUUGAUAUGUCACACACCAUUGAACUCUGACGUAUCGUGUUCCCUAAUCUUGUAUUAUAUCAACUGAUGGUUGAUGGGGUAUUUUGAAAUAUGUCGCGUUUCGUAAUUAGCGAAAACGUAUAAGCAAUUCCUGUUGAACAAAGGAGGAAAAAUGUUGAAAUGUUUGCUACUGGGAGUUCAAAUGAAAUAGCCUCUAUGUCAUGGCUGCAUUCAAUAACACGCAAGUUUUCGAUUGUCUAUGAAAUACAUGCAUACAGGCUUAGAUAUUUGUAUAAGGUAAACUAUCUUUAUGACCGUAAAAUAAGCAGAUAAAUUUCCGCCAAUUUGUCCUUAUUGUGGGUGCUUCAGAAAUGAAAGUAGUAGGAAAAUUACAAAAGAAAGACACCAUGCAGUGCGUAGAUUCUAAUCAGUAAGACUGUAUAAGGAAAACAAAGGAAUAUGCUUAUAAGGCAAUCGCAUUAAAGCCUCUAAAACAUAUGUUUUAAUUGCCCCGUGGUAAAAAACUUAAAUUGGGAAAAGUUUUUACUAACGCUCACAUCCAUUGUCGAAUAUAGAUUUAAACCCGCGACCCCAGCAUUUGUCCGAUCGUAAAUUGCGCAGCCACAGGUAUCCCCCAGAAAAUCUGCGUGCCUUAACAUGUACCUUUUAAAUGUAUUCUGAAUGGAGUACGGGAAUAUGGCCAACUUUUAUGCUAAAUUAAGCAUUACCAGGAAGUUUUUUUACUCGUAAAGUUAGUAAAUUUGAGCGUAAUGGAAGAAGUAACUAUAUAAUGCAAUUAUUUUUAGAUGCCCAAAAAGUGCACAUGUCUUAAGCCCAGGAUUUUUUUGAGAACUCAGUCAUAAGCAAGGUAUUUUCCAAAAUUUUUGUACGGUGAUGUGGAAUACGAAGGACAGGAAGAAAUUGUUGUUGGACUAAUACCGUUAUUGAGAAUGUAAUUUCACUAUUUCAAAUGUAAUUAUGACAAUUAUAAUUUUCUUAAUGUUCGUCAACCCGCGACCUUCAGAACUGGACUUGACUUCGAUUCAAAUAUCCCGGGAAUGAUCAUGGGCGUGGCUGUUUAACCCUUUAAAGCCGAAUGUUAAUUAUAUGAACCAGCUGUUUCAAAUAUCAGUAACUCUGUUUUUUGUGUUUUUUGUAAUAUAUCAGUGUAAACAAGGAUUAUUUCUUUAAAUAGCGUUAAAAAAUGUAUCUAUGUAAUGGAGAAGUGCUGUUUUCUUUGCGGUACGGACUGAAUACUUGUGUUACUUGGAAAAAUUCCACUCUAUAGUAGCCCCCCAUAUUAACGUAAAUCUUUUCCAAAUCGCCGCCCAAGGCCAAUAUCAAAAUCCAAAAUUAACGCAGAGACCCUGAUCCAUUUCCCUUGCCCUUACUAAACCUAUUCAUACCAGAAGGACGAGAGGGCAAUGCCUGGGAGCCUUCGUAGCCUCAAACCAACUUUAUACCACUCCUCGCCCAUUUAUAACAGUAGUGCCUAUCGCUACUCCCCCUCACUUUCUCCCCCUCUCUCACUCUUUCUCUCUCUCUCUCUUCUCCCCCCUCCACCCCAUAAAUUGUGUCUCACUUCACCCCACCAAUUUUCUAUUUGUUCUACUCACUUGCUAUUCUUCCCCUCCCUCCCCCCCUCUCUCUCUCUUCGUCGUCAAGGGGUUAAUAAAUGUUAAAUAAAAUAAUUGGAUGUUGAAAAGCACAAUAUUAUUUUCUCAUGAUAAAAGUAAUUAAAUAGAUUGAUGUUUCACUUAAGACAGUCGUUAAGAUAAUUCUAAUUAAUUAAAAGUCGGUUUAUUGUGACAACGCAUGUGAAUUUGUGUGGAUGUGACAUUGAGGGGUACAAACGUAAUUAGUAAGACAGACUAAUAACUUAACUGGUGAAUUACUUUAUACCUAACAGGUUCUUUGUUAUUUAUAUUGUGAAAUAGUUGUAAGCCUAGUGCAUGGAGUGCCCCAUGACAGUAUCAGUAACACAUAUUGUGUACUAAGAAAUGUUUUUACUUUAAUCGUCCAGACUGAUAAACUGCAAAGGUUUGUAACUGGAAGCAGACUGUAAACAAGUUAACUCCUUGAGUGUAUUACAAAAAUGUUCAUGUUGAUCUUACUUUCCUUAUUAAUAAAAAGUGUAUGCUUAUGACA